Messenger RNA from Pogoniulus pusillus (Red-fronted tinkerbird), 10839 nucleotides. RefSeq names its product cadherin EGF LAG seven-pass G-type receptor 2 (gene CELSR2). Gene Ontology annotation, biological process: homophilic cell-cell adhesion; G protein-coupled receptor signaling pathway; cell surface receptor signaling pathway. The record is from RefSeq and is a predicted model, not a curated record. The coding region runs from base 22 to 9594 and encodes 3190 amino acids. NCBI's taxonomy places the organism in Eukaryota, Metazoa, Chordata, Aves, Piciformes, Lybiidae. Gene Ontology annotation, molecular function: G protein-coupled receptor activity; calcium ion binding. Gene Ontology annotation, cellular component: plasma membrane. The transcript has 34 exons.
GCGGCACCGGCCGCACCGGCCAUGGGCGCUCCGCCCGCCCGCGGGGCCGCGCUCCCGGUGCUGCUCCCGGUGCUGCUGCUGCUGCUGCCCGCACCGGGACCCGGCUCCGCCACCAGCGCCGCCACCGCCACCUGCCCGCACGGCGUAAUCCUGCCGCUGCUCCAGCCCCGCCGCGGCACCGGGGACAGCGGCGGCUCCGGCGGCACCGGGGACAGCGGCGCAGAGAGGCCCUCACCGAGCACCGACGCUUCCAGCGGCACCGGGGACAGCGGCGGCGACCGAACCUCCUCGGGCAUCGGAGGGAAUGAGAACCACGGCGGCGUCGGGACCGCACCGGGCAGCGGCGCUUCCAGCGGGGGCGGUCGCGGCGGCGGGGCCCAAGGAACCGGCGGCACCGAGAGCCCCGCGGGCGCUGAGGAUACUCAAGGCCACGGAGGCAUCUGGAGCAGCGGAGGCACCGGAGGCACUGGGAGCACUGAAGGCACUGGGGGUACUGGGGGCGCUGGGCGCACUGGGGGCACCCAAGUUCCUGGCCAGCCCAGGAGCAGCAGGGGCACCGAGCAUGCCGGCGGCACCGGGAACACCAACCCCCCCGCGGGCAGCGGCAGCAGCAGGGAUGCUGGGGACACGCAAGUGCCCGGGAGCAGCAGGGACGCUGGACGGACUGGAGAGACUGGAAAAUUCCCUAGGGACACCAGGAGAGUCCCCGGCGACGCCAGGGAUCCUGGAGGAACUGGGGAGACUGGAAAAGUGCCCAGGAGCAGCAGGAAGGUCCCCAGGAACGCCAGGGACACUGCGCCUGCCGGCGGCACCGGCGCGGUCCCUGCAGGCACCGAGAGGGAUGCUGGACAUGCCCGGGACAUUGGGAGCAUCCCUAGGGACACCAGCAACAGAGGACCUGCUGGGGACACUGGGAAUGCCCCUGGGGCCGUGAGGAGCACCGGGAAAGUCCCCAGGGACACCGGAGGAACCGGGGAGACCGGAAGGGCCCCCGGGGGUGCCAGGAACAGCAGGAAUGCUGCAGCGACUGGAGAGACCCACACAGCCCCCAGGGGCACCAGCAAAGUCCUCAAGGGCACCAGCGAAGUCCCUGGGGGCACCAGAAAAGCCCCCAGGGGCACCAGGGGUGCUGAGGAGAUGCUGGACGUUGGGCACCCCCCAGCCACUGGUGCCACCAGCAGCCUGCCGAGCCAGCAGCGCUCCCGCCGCAGCCCCAACACCGCCCCCCAGUUCCAGCCCUCCAGCUACCAGGCCUCGGUGGGGGAGAACCGCCCAGCGGGCACGGCGGUGACACAGGUGACAGCGGUGGACAUGGACGAGGGGGAGGCAGGGCAGCUGCGCUAUGCCAUGGCCGCCCUCUUCGACAGCCGCUCCGACGCCCUCUUCUCCAUGGACCCUGCCACCGGCACCGUCACCACCGCCGCGCCCCUGGACCGCGAGAGCAAGAGCACCCACGUCUUCCGGGUGACGGCCACCGACCGCGGCACGCCCCGGCGCAGCGCCAUGGCCACCUUGACGGUGACGGUGAUGGACGCCAACGACCACGACCCGGCCUUCGAGCAGGCUGAGUACCGGGAGAGCGUGCGGGAGAACCUGGAGGUGGGCUACGAGGUGCUGACGGUGCGGGCCACCGACGGCGACGCCGGCCCCAACGCCAACGUCCUCUACCGGCUCCUCAAUGGCGUAGGCGUCAACGAGGUCUUCGAGAUCGACCCGCGCUCGGGCGUCAUCCGCACCCGUGGCCCCGUGGACCGCGAGGCAGUGGAGGCCUUUGAGCUGUUGGUGGAGGCCACGGAUCAAGGGCAGGAGCCAGGCCCCCGCAGCGCCACGGCCACCGUCCGUAUCGCGGUGGAGGACGACAACGACAACGCGCCACAGUUCAGUGAGAAGCGCUACGUGGCGCAGGUGCCCGAGGAUGUGGCGCCCAACUCAGCCGUGCUGCGGGUGACAGCCACUGACCGCGACAAGGGCAGCAACGCCCUGGUGCACUACAGCAUCGUCAGCGGCAACACCCGCGGCCACUUCUACAUCGAUGCCCAGACGGGGGCCCUGGACGUGGUCAGCCCCUUGGACUAUGAGGUCACCAAGGAGUUCACCCUGAGGAUCCGGGCGCAGGACGGCGGCCGCCCGCCCCUCUCCAACAUCAGUGGCCUGGUCACCGUCCAGGUGCUGGAUGUCAAUGACAAUGCCCCCAUCUUUGUCAGCACCCCCUUCCAGGCCACCGUGCUGGAGAACGUCCCCGUGGGCUACUCUGUCAUCCACGUCCAAGCCAUCGACGCUGACUCGGGUGACAACGGGCGGUUGGUCUACACCCUGCUGGAGACUGGCGCCGGCUUCCCCUUCACCAUCAAUAACAGCACCGGGUGGAUCGUGGUGGCCUCCGAGCUGGACCGAGAGGUGGUGGACUUCUACAGCUUCGAGGUGGAGGCGCAGGACCAGGGCAGCCCUCCCAUGGCCUCCUCAGCCAGCGUCAGCGUCACCAUCCUGGACGUCAAUGACAACAGCCCUGAAUUCACGCAGCGGGAGUACAGCGCCCGCCUGAACGAGGACGCGGCGGUGGGCAGCAGCGUCCUCACCGUCUCCGCCGUCGACCGCGACGCCAACAGCGUCAUCACCUACCAGAUCUCCAGCGGCAACACCCGCAACCGCUUCGCCAUCACCAGCCAGAGCGGGGGGGGGCUCAUCUCUCUUGCCCUGCCCCUGGACUACAAGCUGGAGCGCCAAUACCUCCUCACCAUCACUGCCUCCGAUGGCACCCGCCAGGACACUGCCCAAGUGGUGGUCAAUGUCACCGACGCCAACACCCACCGGCCGGUCUUCCAGAGCUCCCACUACACCGUCAACGUCAACGAGGACCGGCCAGUGGGCACCACGGUGGUGGUGAUCAGCGCCACGGACGAGGACACGGGGGAGAACGCCCGCAUCACCUACCUGAUGGAGGACAGCAUCCCCCAGUUCCGCAUCGCCGCCGAGACGGGGGCGGUCACCACGCAGAUGGAGCUGGACUACGAGGACCAAGUGUCCUACACGCUGGCCAUCACGGCACGGGACAACGGCAUCCCCCAGAAGUCUGACACCACCUACCUGGAGAUCCUGGUGAGCGACGUCAACGACAACGCACCCCAGUUCCUCCACGACUCCUACCAGGGCUCUGUCUACGAGGACGUGGCUGCCUUCACCAGCGUCCUCCAGGUCUCUGCCACCGACCGCGACUCGGGGCUCAAUGGCCGAGUCUUCUACACCUUCCAAGGGGGCGACGAUGGGGAUGGCGACUUCAUCAUCGAGUCCACCUCCGGCAUCGUGCGCACCCUGCGCCGCCUGGACCGGGAGAACGUGCCGCUCUACACCCUGCGCGCCUUCGCCGUCGACAAGGGGGUCCCGGCCAAGAGGACGCCGGUGGAGAUCCAAGUGACGGUGCUGGACGUCAACGACAACCCUCCCGUCUUCGAGCGGGACGAGUUUGACAUCUUUGUGGAGGAGAACAGCCCCAUUGGGCUGGUGGUGGCCAGGAUCACUGCCACCGACCCCGACGAGGGCACCAACGCCCAGAUCAUGUACCAGAUCGUGGAGGGCAACAUCCCAGAGGUCUUCCAGCUGGACAUCUUCUCCGGCGAGCUCACCGCCUUGGCCGACCUGGACUACGAGACCAAGGCCGAGUACGUCAUGGUGGUCCAAGCCACCUCGGCGCCCCUGGUCAGCCGCGCCACCGUCCACGUGCGCCUGCGCGACGCCAACGACAACAGCCCCCAGCUGAAGAACUUCGAGAUCCUCUUCAACAACUACAUCACCAACCGCUCCGGCAGCUUCCCCGGGGGCGUCAUCGGCCGCAUCCCCGCCCACGACCCCGACGUCUCCGACAGCCUCACCUACGCCUUCGAGCAGGGCAACGAACUCAACCUGGUGCUGCUGGACCCCCGCAGCGGGGACCUGCGCCUCAGCCCCGCCCUGGACAACAACCGCCCGCUGGAGGCCGUCAUGAGGGUCUCCGUCUCAGACGGGGUGCACAGUGCGACGGCGCAGUGCACGCUGCGGGUGACAGUGAUCACGGACGAGAUGCUGAGCAACAGCAUCACCUUGCGCCUGGCCGACAUGUCCCAGGAGCGCUUCCUCUCGCCGCUCCUCAGCCGCUUCCUGGAGGCGGUUGCCACCGUCCUGGCCACCCCUCGCCACCGCGUCGUCCUCUUCAACAUCCAGACGGACACCGACGUGGGGACGGCCGCCCGCAUCCUCAACGUCAGCCUGUCGGUGCUGCUGCCCUCCUCGGGGCACGGCGCCCGCUUCUUCUCCUCCGAGGAGCUGCAGGAGAGGCUCUACCUUAACCGCUCCCUGCUGGCCACCAUCUCUGCCCAGCGCGUCCUGCCCUUCGACGACAACAUUUGCCUGCGGGAGCCGUGCGAGAACUACCUGCGCUGCGUCUCGGUGCUGCAGUUCGACAGCUCCGCUCCCUUCCUGGCCUCCGACACCAUCCUCUUCCGCCCCAUCCACCCUGUCACCGGCCUGCGCUGCCGCUGCCCGCCCGGCUUCACCGGCGACUACUGCGAGACCGAGAUCGACCUCUGCUACUCCAGCCCCUGCGGCAGCCACGGCCACUGCCGCAGCCGCGAGGGAGGCUACACCUGCGAGUGCCACGAGGACUUCACCGGCGAACACUGCGAGCUGAGUGCCAGGGGAGGUCGCUGUGCCCCAGGGGUUUGCCGCAACGGCGGCACCUGCCUGAACCUGCUGGUGGGGGGGUUCCGGUGCCAGUGCCCGCCCGGGCACUACGAGAAGCCUUUCUGCACCAUGAGCACGCGCAGCUUCCCCCCCCACUCCUUCCUCACCUUCCGCGGCCUGCGCCAGCGCUUCCACUUCACCCUCGCCCUGACGUUUGCCACCAAGGAGCGGGAUGGGCUCCUGCUCUACAAUGGGCGCUUCAACGAGCGGCACGACUUCGUGGCACUGGAGAUCGUGGGCGAGCAGGUCCAGCUCACCUUCUCGGCAGGUGAGACCACCACCACAGUGUCCCCCUUUGUGCCCGGUGGCGUCAGCGAUGGGCAGUGGCACCGUGUCCAGCUUCACUACUACAACAAGCCGGUGCUGGGGCGCUCGGGGCUGCCCCAGGGCCCCUCGGAGCAGAAGGUGGCAGUGGUGACCGUGGACGACUGCGACACGGCCAUGGCGCUGCGCUUCGGUGCCCACCUGGGCAACUACUCCUGCGCCGCGCAGGGCACCCAGUCCGGCAGCAAGAAGUCGCUGGACCUGACGGGGCCGCUGCUGCUGGGGGGGGUCCCGACCCUGCCCGAGAGCUUCCCGAUCCGCAGCCGCCACUUCGUGGGCUGCAUGCGGCACCUGCGCAUCGACCAGCGCCCGCUCGACAUGGCCGCGUUCAUCGCCAACAACGGCACCGUGCCCGGCUGCCCUGCCAAGAAGACCCUGUGUGAUGCCAACACAUGUCACAACGGUGGCACCUGUGUGCACGAGUGGGACACCUUCAGCUGCCGCUGCCCGCUGGGCUUCGGGGGCAAGACCUGCCAGGAAGAGAUGGCAAACCCACAGCGGUUCCUGGGCAGCAGCAGGGUGUCCUGGAGCGGGUUGGCACUGCCCAUCACCCUGCCCUGGCACCUGGGGCUCAUGUUCCGCACUCGCCACCCCCGGGGGCUGCUGCUGAGGGCCAGCGCGGGGCCCCGUGCCACCCUCACCCUGCAGCUGAGUGAGGGGCAGGCAGAGGCUGGCAUCUGGCAGGGGGGGUCCCGCCUGGCAUGGCUGCGGCUGCCCAACGCCAAGGUCAACGACGGCGACUGGCACCACCUUCAGCUGGAGCUGCGGGGGGCACCCGGCCGUGCCCCCCCUGCCACCCUCCUCCUCCUUGCCCUCGACUACGGCCGCCACCAGGCGGUGGCAGACCUGGCCGGGGAGCUGCAGGGGCUGCGGCUGCGGGCACUGAGCGUGGGGGGGGUGGCAGGCGACGGUGGCACCGUGGAGCAGGGGUUCCGGGGGUGCCUGCAGGGCGUGAGCGUGGGCGAGCCGGCAGGCGGCGCCGUGGCACUGAGCGUGGCACAGGCAGCACAGGUGAACGUGGAGGGAGGCUGUGCCCUGCCCGACCCCUGCGACUCGGGGCCGUGCCCACCCCACAGCUACUGCAGUGACGACUGGGACAGCUUCUCCUGCCGCUGCCACCCUGGUUACUUCGGUGACAGCUGUGUCAAUGCCUGUGCUCUCAACCCCUGCCAGUCCCCUGCCACCUGUGCCCGCAAGCCAGGCACAGCACAUGGGUACACCUGCGAGUGCCCCCAGGGGCACUUCGGGCCCUACUGCGAGCACAAGGAGGCACAGCCGUGCCCGCGGGGCUGGUGGGGCCACCCCACCUGCGGCCCCUGCAGCUGCGACGUCACCAAAGGCUUCGACCCUGACUGCAACAAGACGACAGGAGAGUGCCGCUGCAAGGAGAACCACUACCGCCCGGUGGGCAGCGAGUGGUGCCUGCCCUGCGAGUGCUACCCCACCGGCUCCCUGUCGCGCCGCUGCGAUGCCACCAGUGGGCAGUGCCCCUGCAAGGGUGGCGUCAUCGGGCGCCACUGCGACCGCUGCGACAACCCCUUCGCCGAGGUGACUGCCAGCGGCUGCGAAGUCAACUAUGACAGCUGCCCCCGUGCCAUCGAGGCCAGCAUCUGGUGGCCACGUACCCGCUUCGGGCUGCCAGCCGCUGCCCCCUGCCCCAGGGGCUCUGUCGGCACGGCCGUGCGGCACUGUGACGAGCACAAGGGCUGGCUGCCGCCCAACCUCUUCAACUGCAGCUCCCUGGCAUUUGCUGCCCUGCGCGCCUGGGCGGAGCGGCUGUCGCGGAACGAGUCCCGGCUGGACGUGGCACAGUCCCGGCGGGUGGCACUGCAGCUGCGGGAGGCCACCAGGCACACCCCAGCCUACUUCGGCAGCGACCUGCGGCUGGCAUACGGCCUGGCAACGCGGCUGCUGCGCCACGAGAGUGCCCAGCGCGGCUUCCGCCUGGCUGCCACCCAGGAUGCCCACUUCACAGAGAACCUGCUGCGGGUGGGCAGUGCCCUGCUGGACACCAGCAACAAGCGGCACUGGGAGCUGAUCCAGCAGACGGAGGGGGGCACAGCCUGGCUGCUCAAGCACUUCGAGGACUAUGCCAGUGCCCUGGCACAGAACAUGCCCCAGACCUACCUCAGCCCCUUCACCAUCGUCACCCCCAACAUCGUGGUGUCGGUGGUGCGGCUGGACAAGGGCAGCUUGGCAGGUGCCAGGCUGCCACGCUACGAGGCACUGCGGGGGGAGAAGCCUCCGGACCUGGAGACCACUGUGAUCCUGCCCGACAGCGUCUUCCGGGCACCCGAGGGCAGGCAUCCCUCGGCUGGGCACGGGCAGCCACCUCAGGGCACAGGUGGGCAGGAGGAGGAGGCUGAAGAGGCGGAGGAGGAGGAGGAGGAGGAGGUGGCGCUGGUGACCCGGCAGAAGCGGCACCCGGCGCUGGGCGAGGGCCAGGCCAUCGCCAGCCUCAUCAUCUACCGCACCCUGGCAGGGCUCCUGCCGCAGCACUACGACAGCGACAAGCGCAGCCUCAGGGUGCCCAAGCGCCCUGUCAUCAACACCCCGGUGGUGAGCAUCAGCGUGCACGCGGCGGGGGCAGGGGCACUGCGGGCACCGCUGCCCAAACCAAUCACCCUCCAGUUCCGGCUGCUGGAGACGCAGGAACGCUCCAAACCCAUCUGCGUCUUCUGGAACCACUCCCUGCUGGCGGGCGGCGCGGGCGGCUGGUCGGCGAGGGGCUGCGAAGUCGCCUUCCGCAACCGGAGCCAUGUCAGCUGCCAGUGCCACCACCUCACCAGCUUCGCCGUACUCAUGGACAUCUCCCGCCGCGAGAAUGGAGAGAUCCUGCCCCUGGCAGCCCUGACCUACGCCUCGCUGGGCGUGGGGCUGGCAGGGCUGCUCCUGGCCGUGCUGGCCCUGGGGGGGCCCCGUGGCCCCCGUUCCAACCGCCAUGGCAUCCGCCGCCACGCUGCCACUGCCCUGCUGCUGGCACAGCUCGUCUUUCUGCUGGGCAUCAACCAGGCUGACCUGCCGCUGGCGUGCACGGUGGUGGCCAUCCUGCUGCAGUUCCUGUACCUGAGCGCCGUGGGCUGGGCGCUGCUGGAGGGGCUGCAUCUGUACCGGCGUCGCAGCGAGCCCCGCCACGUGGACCGCGGCCCCAUGCGCUUCUACCACGUGCUGGGCUGGGGGCUGCCUGCCUUCAUCACCGGGCUGGCGGUGGGGCUGGACCCCGAGGGCUACGGGAACCCUGACUUCUGCUGGCUCUCCAUCCACGACUCGCUGGUCUGGAGCCUAGCCGGGCCCAUCGCCGCCGCCGUCGCUAUUGGCAUCCUCUUCCUCGUGCUGGCCGCCAGGGCCACCUGUGCCACCCCGCAGGGCUUCGAGAAGAAGGGCACGGCCUCCGGGCUGCGGACGGCCGCGGCGGUGCUGGCCCUGCCCAGCCUCUCCUGGCUGCUGGCGCUGCUGGCGGUCAACAGCGAUGCGCUGCUGCUGCACUACCUGUUCGCCGUCUCCAACUGCCUGCAGGGUCCUCUCAUCUUCCUCUUCUGCGUGGUGCUGAGCAAGGAGGUGCGGAGGAGCCUGCGGCUCAGCUGUGCCCGCACCCGCGGGCCCGAUCCUGCGCUGGCCACCAAGUCCACCCUGACCCCUGCCUAUGGCUGCGACAGCACCUAUGUGGCAGGGAGGCUGUACCCAGCACCCUUGGGUGGCUCCACUGGCUCCCUGCCCAGCACUGGCAAGAGCCACCACAGCUACAUCCCCUUUGUGCGGAGGGAGGACUCGGGGCUGGCAGGCAGCCCUGGGCAGCGGGCACUGGCCGAGGCUGGAGGACUCUUCCUCGACGCCCAGGACCAGCCUGAGGGUAGGAGCCUCACAGAUGCAAGGAGCUUGCCCGGGCUCAGCCCGGGGAGGGGUGCGGGAGGCGGGCAGAGGUGUCGCUGGGCACCCCCCGACCCAGCUGCGUGCCCCCCAGAGCACGACUCGGACUCGGACAGUGACCUGUCGCUGGAGGAGGAGCACAGCUCCUUCGGCUCCAGCCCCUCCUCCGACAGCGCCGACGAGGCCGCCCCCGACGCCUGGGACCCCCUGCCCGCGCCCCCCCUGCCUUCCGCCCCCGGCGACAUCUCGGUGGCUCCAGGGCGCCCCUACUGGCCAGGGGAGUUCGUGACAACGGCGAGCGACAGCGAGGGCCCAGGGGGCACCGAGCUGCUGCGUGUGGAGGGACCCCCCCGGGGAGACCCCCCCCGGCCCAACGGCGAGACCCUGCCCCCGCUGCUGCCCCUGCCCCACCCCCACAAAGGCAUCCUGAAGAAGAAGUCCCUGCCCCCCAUCAGCGAGCGGGGCAGCACCCAGCGCCCCGGUGCCCCCCCCGGCUCCCCUGGCAGUGAGGGCAGCAGGGCGGGGGGGGUGCCCGCGGCAGCCCCGGGGGGCGCUGUUGCCCCCCGGCCCCGGCAGAGCCUGCGGGAGCAGCUGCGGGGGGUGACGCCCAUCGCCAUGAGCAUCCGGGCGGGCACCGCCGACGAGGACUCCUCCGGCUCCGAAUUUCUGUUUUUUAAUUUCCUCCAUUAACCCGCGGGGGCCCCCCCGUGCCCCCUCCCGUGCCCGCCCUCAUGUGCCCUCCCAUGCCCCCCACGCCACUCCAUACCCCUCCCGUAUCUCCUCCAUGCCCCCCUCAUGCACCCGCCAUGCCCCCCCUAAACCUCCCCAUGCUCCCCCAUACCCCCCCUGUGCCCUCCCAUACCCCCCCCUUGUGCCCACUCAUGCCCCCCCAUGCCCCUCCAUGGCCCCACAUGCACCUCCCAUGCCCUCUCCAUGCCCACCCCGUACCCGCCAUGUCCCUCCCAAGCCCGUCCCAUGCCCCCCAUGUGCCCCCCACACCCUUCCACACCCCCUCCAUGCCCCCACACCUGCCCCUUGCCCGGGCUCUCGCUGGGUGCUGGGCAGGGCAUCCUGGCACCCAGCCUGGCCCCGAUCAUACAUUUGUCUGUCUUGGUUUUUUUACCCCCCCCGUGCCCACCUCCACCCCUGUCUGUCCGUACAUGUACCCCCCCUCUCCGUGCCCCCCCAGGAGCGACGAGACCUCCAUCUAACUGGCACCCAGCUUGGCACCCACCGCCCUGGCAACACUGCGAUGGGAGGGUGGCACCGAGAGGGGGGAGGAGGGGGUGGAGGGGGGAAGGGCACAGAGCCCCAAACCCCUCUCCUCCUCUCCCCCCCCCCCCCCCCGCAUUGCACUUUGGAUGCUGGCAGGGAUUUGCCCUCCCCUUGCCUCUAAAGUUGGCACCCUGGAGGGGGGGCCGUGGUGGUGGCACAGGGUGCGCCCCCCCCAGUGCCAUGCCCCUCCCAGUGCCAUGCCACUUCUACUGCCCUGCCCUCCACCACUGCCAUACCCCCCCCCAGUGCCCUGCCCCUCAGUGCCAUGCCCCCCCCGCGCCAUGCCCCCCCCCGCGCCAUGCCCCCCCAGUGCCAACCUGUGCUUGCUGAGGAGUUUAUUUAAAAAAGACACGUAGAAGACACACAGCAGAGGGGAGCUUCCCCCCCCCGCCCCCCUGCCCCCCCCCACAUUGUGCCACCCCCCCGGCGGGGGCAGGGAGGGGCACACAUGCUGAUGGGGGGGGGGGGUCGUUUGGCGCAGAGAUGUUUGCUCCUCCCCCCCCCCCGACCCAGUACUUUGCCCACCCGCAGGGGGGAGGUUAUUAUGGGGGGGGCUGGGCGGGGGGGGCAUGAGGGACCCCUGGGUGCUGGGUUUGGGGGGGGUCUCGGGGGGGGUUUCCUAUUGCUGCAGGAACCUUUUGUAAUGAAAGCCAAACCCAA